Molecule: messenger RNA, 1826 nt
Organism: Phycodurus eques (leafy seadragon)
Lineage: Eukaryota; Metazoa; Chordata; Actinopteri; Syngnathiformes; Syngnathidae
Gene: trnau1apb
Product: tRNA selenocysteine 1 associated protein 1b
Exons: 9
Coding region: 129-1142 (337 amino acids)
Molecular function (GO): RNA binding
Source: RefSeq, a predicted model, not a curated record
UACCGGAAGUGCCAAAGCAGCCUUGUACGGAAAAUAAACCACUAGUCGAGUUAAUUUUCGAACAAAAGCUGGCAUUUGGAACACCACCGAACUUUUACAGACUCCCCCCCCCCAAUUCUGUUAACAAGAUGUUUAACAGACAAACGAGUCUAUGGAUGGGUGAUUUGGACCCAUACAUGGAUGAGAACUUCGUCAAACAGGCCUUUAGUACAAUGGGAGAAUCACCGUUUGGAGUCAAAAUAAUAACUCACAAGAUAACAGGCGUUUCUGCAGGAUACUGCUUUGUGGAGAUGGCAGAUGAAGCAAGCGUCGACCGUUGUGUUCAAAGACUUAAUGGAAAACUGGUUCCUGGAUCAAACCCGCCUCGGAAGUUUAAGCUAAACUUUGCCACCUAUGGGAAACGGCUGGAGGCCGGGCCUGAUUUCUCAGUGUUUGUGGGAGACUUGGCCUCUGAGGUGGAUGACUUCCAGCUCCACCAAGUCUUUAAGAGCUUUCCCUCCUGCAAGGGAGCCAAAGUAGUCACUGACCAGUACGGCUACUCCAGAGGUUAUGGCUUUGUCAAGUUUGGCGAUGAAAAUGAGCAGAAGAAGGCUAUCGAGGAAUGCCAGGGCACAGUGCUCGGGGGAAAGCCACUCCGGCUCAGUUAUGCUGUGGCAAAGAUCCCGAAGACUAGCACCUGGGUGGGGCCGAGUCAGAAUUACCAGAGCAACUACAGCCAGCCGCCAUCAAGUUAUUAUGGGAACCCCAAUGGUGGGGGUCAAGGUUACUACCCUCAGUGGGGCAACUAUGAUCAAUACAACAGCUAUAACAAUGGUGGCUACAACAGCGGCUAUAAUAGCGGCUACAACAGUGGCUAUAACUACAACUAUGGCCACUACGGUUACACCCCACCCAACCAUAUGGUGCCGCCGCCCCCUUUUGGGUUGCCGCCCCCGUCGUCUCAUGUAACAGGAGAUGUACAGCAGAGCCCAGAAGAGACUGGAGAUGGUGAGGAUAGUACCGAAGUGCCCUUCCAAGGAUGUGACGUGGACCAGUGGAACACAGAUUUUAUGCAACGCAGCGAGGAGCUCUAUAAUGCCUUGAUGGAUUGUCACUGGGAGCCACUGGACUCCUUUGACUCUGCUAUACCUUUACUCUCUUGAUAAAUGAAAUUAGUCCUCAGGUCCUUCCUCAAACUUGACCCACAAUCUCUUCUAAUUGGUUGUUCAGGAUCUCUGUACUUGUCUUUGCCUGCCCAAACACUGUGCCCACAUACAGCUCUGAAUUGUCAUCAUCAGAUAGUACAAGUUGAUUUUUAUUCUUUACGAUUGUGACAGUCUCACAAUAAGGAGUGACAUUACCCCUCAUGACAGAGGGUGUGGGUCGUUUGGGCACAAAGUACUGAGGGCACCUUGUCUGAUGUUCACAUUCGUUGUUGCAGUGAACACAGAACAUAGAAGUACAACUGAAUUUGUAUUCAUGUUGAAAUGGUCACCACAGAAAAUUCUAGAUGUUCACUCCGGGAUGGUACUUAUUUGGUAUGUAUAUGCAGUCCAUAGAAUUAUUCUUCAUUCAAUUUGUGAAGGAACUGAGGUAAUUGUGGGGGAGGUUCUCUGGAUGUGAUUGUAAAGUAGCUAAGCAGUGUUGCAGUGUAAAUCCCUUCGGCGUACGAGAGACUUCGGAGCGCUGUCAUUCUGUUUCUUUGAUAAUUUCCGAAGGUCCCGGCUAAGUUAUUGUAAGAUGUCACAGCAUCAUCUAUAACUGUUAUUUCGGGUGACUAUUUUGUAAACUGUAUAUAGAUGUAUCUUUUCUGGAAGUGUUUGGUCAAUAAAAACAUUUUAAAACGA